UUAAUGUCAAAUCCACCGGCCAAGAUUGAGGAUGACAUGGGAAAACAAUGGCACUACAAACACUAUGGAAAAACAGAAAAGGUGGAAAGAGAGAGAGCAACUUUUUUUCCUUUUUCUUAUUCAAUUUUUUCUCCCUUUCGGUACCGCCCUACCUCAUACUCUUCCAUCCCUUUCUGUAGAAUUCAAAUGUGAAUACACACAACAGAAUUACUAGCUGUCUCUGUGGCGAAAAAGUAAAACAAGAAAGUGCAAAGCAGAUGAUUCUAAAGUGCAAAGUUGAUUUAUUCUUUCUUGCUUUCUUGGUUUUCUGUGGUGGGUUUGUGCUCAAAUUUUCCAAUAUCUUUUCCAUCUCUAUUUUCUUGGAAACUGAUUUGGGUUUGAUCUAGUUGAAUUGGGUAAUCCCUAUAUCCGAUUGAUAUGGGCCGGAUUGUGGGUGAUAAGGUUUAUAGGAUGGGAAAGAAAGAGAGAGAUAUGGGUGUUGAGAUGUUGGAGAUUGGAGCUCAAAUCAAGAAAGUUGCGAUCUUUUCAAUCAGGGCCUGUUACAGAUCAGUUUUGAAUCAUCCAUUCCUUGUGGGUAUGGUUCUUUUCCUUUUCUUCAUGCACAGAUCAUUUCCUUUCCUGUUUUCCCUAUUUGUAUCUGCUUCCCCGGUCCUUGUUUGCACUGCUGUUUUGCUUGGAACUCUCUUGAGUUUCGGGCAGCCUAACAUACCCGAAAUUGAAAAGGAAGAGACGACGAAUCAUGAGAUCAUGUCCCUCAAAACUGGGAUUCAGGUAGAUUCCACUGUUGUUGAGAGGGGUGAGAGCUUUGUAGUGGAGAGGCACACUGCGAAGAGAAGCGAUGCAGUAUUAGAUGAGUCAAUUGCAGAAGCAAGUUCUGUAGCCUCUGAAGAUGAACAAAAUGAUUGUAGUUUGGUCCAUAGUGAACCACAGAUCGGGGAGAGUUCCCGAGAAAUUCAAUUUGAGAAGCGUUUGAGUGAGGGUGAAGAGAGGGAAUUACAUGACUCGGGUUUUGAAAUAAAGACUGAAACGAAGGAAGAGAAAGUUAAAGAUUCAGUAUUUCUUGAGAGCCAGUACUCUCGGAUUGAAGAGGCGGAGGAUGAAAAUGCUGAAGUGCACGGUGGUAAAUCACCGGCAGAAUUCAUCAACACUUCUCCGAUUUCAACAUGGAAACCGGUGGGGGAGGAAGAGGAGGGAGUGGACGAUAUUGAAGAUUCUGAAAGUGGGUCAGAUGGGGCUGAGAGUUCCUCUCCUGAUGCUUCAAUGGCCGAUAUCAUUCCGAUGCUAGAUGAGCUUCACCCUCUUUUAGAUGAAGAUGUUCCUCAACCUGCUCAUAUGUCCCAUGACGGCUCUGAUGCCGGUUCAGAGCUGUCUCAGAAAUCUAGCGAUGGCACGAAUGAAUCUGAUGAUGAGGAGAGUGAACACCGAGAAGAGGAAGUUGGUGAUGAUGAUGAGAAUGAUGAUGAGGACGAAGAGGAGGAAGAAACAGUUGGUAGCAAAGAGGCAGCACUUAAGUCUGCAAUCAAAUGGACGGAGGACGACCAAAAGAAUCUCAUGGAUUUGGGGACUUCUGAGCUGGAAAGGAAUCAGAGAUUGGAGAAUCUUAUUGCCCGAAGAAGGGCACGUAGGAUUAUGGCUGAGAAGAACUUGAUCGACUUUGAAAGUUCUGAUCUCCCCUUCAAUAUUCCACCUAUUUCAACUAUACGCCACAACCCUUUUGAUCUGCCUUACGAUUCAAAUGACAAUAUCACAGGGUUACCCCCCAUUCCUGGAUCUGCUCCCUCUAUCUUAUUACCGAGGCAUAACCCUUUUGAUAUUCCUUAUGAUCCAAAUGAAGAGAAACCCGAUCUCAAGGGAGAUGGUUUUCAACAGGAGUUCAUGCCGUUUGUUCCGAAGGAGACGUUCUUCCGUAGGCAUGAGAGUUUUAACGUGGGACCUUCAUUCUUUGGUCCUCCCAAGCACGAGAAGCAAGAUAUCAAGUUCAGCCCUUUUUUUGUACCGGAUCGCUUGGGUUCAGAAGGGACUAGCUAUUCCUCCUUACAUAGGCAAUCAAGUGAGCUUAGCGACUCCAAGGUGAGUUCUGUUCCUGAAACGGAGUCUGUCUGUUCAGAUGGGGACCACGAUGAUAAGAAGCUUAUUGAAGAAGAUUUGUCUCAGGACGUAGACCUGAUCUCUGAUGCUGGGCAUCCUUCUGAGCACAUUGGGCAUGGAAGUGUAUCCUCGGAAGAUACAGAAAGUGAGGAGUUGGGACAAGCUGAGAAGAGCCACAUUGAGCAUGAUGAGGUUGAAAUUGAAAUGGGGGAUGAGGAAAUACAUUCUGAAAUGGUUUCGAGCUUUUCUGAAAGCAGAGAUGUAGCUAUUCCUGGGGAACACGACAUGGGUACAAUUCAUCUUAACAAAAGAGCAGAUGAAGUUAACUACAGUAGUAGAUCCGACUCAUCAUCAUCUUCAGAGGUACAUGAAAGGAUCUUUGAUGAGAAAGAAGAAGUGUCGUCAAGUUUGCGGCCAACAAAAGAAGAGAAUGUUAUUGAGGAGCCUUCAUUGGAAGAAUCCGACAUCAAUAAUACGAUGGAGUUGGUGGCUGACAGUCAACACAAGGAGCCUGUUUAUGAUUCAAGCCCAACAGCAGUUCAUAAGAAUCUCUCUUCCUCCUCUAUUUCCUCGGACUCACAAAUAGAAACAUCUGAAGUGGGUUUCUCCCCAGUGAUGGUUAAAAGAGUUGUAUCUUUUGAAGAUAGUGUUACUGAAGUGACUGAUCUGGGCAUAGGAAGGGAUGCUCCUAGUAAUGAACAGAUUUUUGCAGACUCGUCCAAUGUUGAUUCAGUAAAUGAGAAUGGAAUGAUAACAAGUGGAGUUGCAGAGAAGGCUGAGCAUAUUCUUUUAAGUCAUGAGUUAUCAGGUGCUGACAAACAAUUAGACAGUGGCAGAGAAUCAAGAGUGCCUGAAUUCGCUACGCAUAUCGAGGAUGCGGCCGACCAAGUUGUGAUUGACGACGCGGCUCCUGUGGCUUCUUAUUCUGAAAAUAAGUCUUCUGAAGAUUUGGAUUUAAGUGCUUUGAAGAAGGAACAGCCUUCAGUGGUGGUUUUUGAGCAAGUUUCAGGCAGCCCUGCUGCAUCUUCUUAUGAAAGUGAAGCAGUAGAAGAGCUUCCACUUGAGAAAGAAGUCACUGUUGAAAUUAAGCAAGAUCAAGUCCACACAUCAGGUCCUCAUGCAAAUUUCCAUGAAGGCAUUGACCAAGAGGGAUAUGAGGAGCUGUCGUCUCCAGAUUCAGAAUGUGAAGAAAAGCCCAUAUAUGAGUUGAAGAAACAGCUGCCCGUGUCAGACAAAGCUAUGGUAGAAUCAUCUUCUGAGAAUCGUGAAGAAUUGGUUGUGCCACAAGUGGAGUCUGUUACGGACGUCAAUGCUACCAGCAAAUUGGACACAUCAGAAUUCCAACCCAAAAAUGACGAACUUACAGCUUUGGCAGACUUGAACGACAAUGCCCUUGAUGAAGUUGAAAAUCCAGAUCACAUUCCAGUUCAAUCCUUCAACUUUCAAAUGGAAGCGAGUGGUUCUCAGGUUCAUGACCACGAUAUCAUUGAAGAGGCGGAUGAGAUUAAGGAGAUAGAUGAAGGGCUGCUAAUGGAGUUAGAUGCUGUUGGCGACUUUAGUGUGGAGGAAUUUGGAUCAAACUUGCAUAAGAUUGAAAACCGGGUUUCUGGAGAAGAGAUGAAUUCAGAGAUGCCUUCUGUUGAGGCACGAUCAAUCGAAGAAAUUGAUUCAAAUUUUGAGAAAACAGAACCUUUGGCAAUGAAAGCUGAAGUUGAGAUAAGAGAGGUUGAGAUACCACAACAGAGUCAAAUAAAGGAAGAGAUCAUUGAGUCUGGGAUGCCAGUAUUUGAAGCACGAUCAACCGAAGAUCUGGAUAAAGAUUUUAGGCAAAUGAGUGAAGAGGAAAUUAAAAUGCCUGUUGUCAUCAAGUCAGUUCAUUCGAAGAUGGUACCAGAAGAAACAAGAGCUGGGCAUUCCGAGUAUGAGAUUUCCCACGAAGAUUCAAGUCUCACAGAGACCAAGAUGGAGUUACCAGUUGUUGAGGCAACAUCAAUUGAAGAUCUUGAUUUGGCGUUUAAACAGCUUAACAGCAGUUCUGGUUCGCUUGUGGAUGUUCUCGACAGUAUAGGGUCCACCGAUCCAGUGGAAAUCGAUUCAGACUUGCACGUGGAGAGACAAAAUAAGCAGAAUUCACUCUAUGACAGGCUUGAUGGUUUGGAAUCCGACAAUGCAGCAGAAACCACUUCAGAACCGCAUCUUACUGAACCAAGAUCAGUUGAAGAUACUGACAUGACUCUGAAGUCUGAUUUUGAAGAACCAUCAGGAAAAAACGAGUCAAUAGAAGUGGGUUCUUUUGAGGAGAUUGAAACAGGCACAAAAGAGCACAGUAUAUGGCCAGAAACUAGCACAAGUGGUGUUGAACAACCGGAUCAUGGAGUGAAAAAUCUGACAAGUUAGGUUCUAGCAUUACUGAUGGCAAAGGCAAGAAGAAAAAGUCUGGCAAGUUGAGUUCUAGUGCAAGCUCCAGUUCUAGCUCCAGCUCUAGUGACUCCGAGUAGAGAGUAAAAUGCAGGAGGGAAAAAAAAUAGAGAAGAAGAAAGAAUUUGGUUUUUGAGUUUUCUUCUUUAGUGUGAGUUUUGGUCUUAUAGUUUGGUUACUAUUUGUGUUUUGGUCUUCUAGUUUGGUUACUAUUUGGUGUUUAUUGGCUUCAGGUAAGUCCUUAAGUUAUUUAUUCCUUCAAGAAUGAGUUUUGGUUUGAUUUCUUGAAGCAUGAAAUUUUCUUGGUCAUCUGCCGAUCGGAACCCGAUUUGGGAAGCUUGUUUGGGGAAAAUAUUGUUUCUCAUCUUGUAUUGUAAAUGAACAAUGUUGCAAGUUUCUAUAAAACAUUGUGCAGUUUUUCUUCUUA
Molecule: messenger RNA, 4933 nt
Organism: Rhododendron vialii
Lineage: Eukaryota; Viridiplantae; Streptophyta; Magnoliopsida; Ericales; Ericaceae
Exons: 3
Coding region: 418-4485 (1355 amino acids)
Source: RefSeq, a predicted model, not a curated record